This is a messenger RNA of Lactuca virosa, 582 nucleotides long. NCBI's taxonomy places the organism in Eukaryota, Viridiplantae, Streptophyta, Magnoliopsida, Asterales, Asteraceae. The record is from the annotation of a GenBank genome assembly.
AGAAAUUAUGGAAACGGCUUCAAUGGAGGAAGGAUCCUCGAAGUCGCCAUGGCAAAUCCUUGCCAAAAUUCGCCUGAAUAGAUCAUAUUAAAAUGAAGAAACCGCUUCAUCGUUCUCGUUACAGAAAAACGAGCCAAAAUGCUAAGGAGAUUCAGAGAAACAGCGUGGAGGAUUGGAGUCAGAAAAUGUAUGCGAAUCCGAGAUGAAGUUUUCAGUUUUUUCAGUUCGGUUCCCAUAGCCGCCGCCGACGUCGACUCCACCUCCACUGUGCAAGCAAUCGAGUCUCUUCUCCGCUUAAUCCGCGAUGUAGCAGGUCUCUCCGCUACCGGAUUCAAAGGAGCAUUCAAGAAGGAGUGUACUUUGUUAACGUUUCAUUGUUCCUUACCUGAGCUAACGAAGACUCUUAAAGCUGCUACAAGAUUGCUUCAGUCUGCAGGAAGCUUCGAUCACAACGUUAAUAUUUCCCCUGAAAGAGCAGGCUUGGAAUUCAAAGUUGAACUCCAAAGUGUUAAGUCCAAUUUGGAAAAGGCGUUAGCUAAGUUGCCAUAUGAUGAUUUUAUGUUAGAGAUCAAGUUGAUUUAG